CAUCUCUCUCUUUCUCUUUCUCUUUCUCUCAAUUCCUUCUCCUCUUUCGCUUUCACUCCCUCCUUUUGUUUUCAUAACAACAAAACAAAAACAUAAACACAUUCACCAAUUGUAACGAAUCAACAACAUUAACACUUUCAGUUUCACUUCUACUUCACUUCACUUCACUCUCUCACUCAUCAAUGUCGUUACUUUCUUUCUUCUUCUUCUUCUUCUUCUUCUUCUUCUUAGCUCUUCCAUUUUUCAACCUCUCAAUAACCGCUUCCACCGAAUUCGACUUCGGAACUUUAACUCUCACAAGCCUCAAACUUCUCGGCGACGCUCACUUAAACAACGGCACCGUUAGUCUCACUCGCGACCUCGCCGUUCCAUUUUCCGGCGCCGGUCAAGCUUUUUAUUCCCGUCCGAUAAAAUUCCGGCAACCAGAAACUCACAUUCUAGCUAGCUUCACAACCUUUUUCUCAUUCUCCGUCGCAAAUUUAAACCCUUCUUCAAUCGGCGGUGGUCUCGCCUUUGUUAUUACACCGGACGAUGAUUCACUCGGCGACGCCGGUGGUUAUCUCGGUCUCGCCGCCGAUGGGUUUUUUGCAGUUGAAUUUGAUACCCUAAUGGACGUUGAAUUUAAAGAUAUUAAUGGGAAUCAUGUUGGGGUUGAUCUUAAUAGUGUUGUUUCUAAUAAAGUUGGUGACUUGGAUUCAAUUGGGAUCGAUCUUAAAAGUGGUGACACGGUUAAUGUGUGGAUUGAAUUUGAUGGAUCUAGUAAUGGGUUUAAUGUUUGGGUUUCUUAUUCAAAUCUUAAACCAAAAGAUCCAAUUUUGUCUAUGAAUCUUGAUAUGGGUCAGUACUUGAAUGAUUUUAUGUAUGUAGGGUUUUCUGGUUCAACGCAAGGUAGUACAGAGACUCAUAGGGUUGAAUGGUGGAGCUUUAGCUCCUCUUUUGUUUCGAGUUCGGGUUAUCCUUCGGGUUCGCCGCCUCCUCCGGCAGUUAAUUUGAUGAAUUCGACGGCUGAGUCGGUGAGGUCGACGCCUCCUUCGAUGGCUCCUUCGGCGAAUUCUUCAAAUGUGGAAGGGAAAGUGAGUAAGUCUUCUUGUCAUAAUGGGUUGUGUAAGCAGGGUUUGGGAGCUGUUGCUGGUGUUGUUACUGCUGGUGCUUUUGUUUUAGCACUUUUUGCUGGUUCUUUCUUUUGGUUUUAUACUAAGAAAGUGAAGCGUGUGAGUAGAUUUGAUUCUCUUGGAUCGGAGAUAAUCAAAAUGCCUAAGCAGUUUAGUUAUAAGGAUCUUAAAUCUGCUACAAAGUGUUUCAAUGCUAAUAGGAUUAUUGGUCAUGGUGCUUUUGGGACUGUGUAUAAGGGAAUUUUGGCAGAGAAUGGUGACAUUGUUGCUGUGAAGAGGUGUAGUCAUAGUAGUCAAGGUAAGAAUGAGUUUUUAUCUGAGUUGUCUAUAAUAGGUAGCCUUAGGCAUAGGAAUCUUGUUAGGCUUCAAGGAUGGUGUCAUGAGAAAGGCGAGAUUUUGUUGGUGUAUGAUUUGAUGCCUAAUGGGAGUUUGGAUAAGGCUUUGUUCGAGGCUAGGACGCCUCUUCCGUGGUCACACCGGCGCAAAAUUUUGUUGGGUGUGGCGUCUGCUUUGGCUUACUUGCAUCAGGAGUGUGAAAAUCAGGUGAUUCAUAGAGACAUAAAGACCAGUAACAUAAUGUUAGACGAAGGGUUCAAUGCGCGAUUGGGAGAUUUCGGAUUAGCAAGGCAAACGGAGCAUGACAAGUCUCCGGAUGCCACGGUGGCUGCUGGAACAAUGGGGUAUCUAGCACCUGAGUAUCUACUCACAGGUAAAGCGACCGAGAAAACCGACGUGUUCAGUUACGGUGCUGUGGUUCUUGAGGUGGCUAGUGGAAGGAGACCUAUAGAGAAAGAUGCUGCGGGUGCCGGUAAAGUCGGGGUUAGUAGCAAUUUGGUGGAAUGGGUUUGGAGUUUGCAUAGGGAAGGAAUGUUGCUAAUGGCUGCUGAUCCGAGGCUCGAGGGUGAAUUUGAUGAAGGGGAGAUGAGAAGGGUACUAUUGGUCGGGCUAGCUUGUUCUCACCCCGAUCCAAUGACUAGACCGACAAUGAGGUGUGUGGUUCAAAUGCUAGGGGGUGAGGCUGAAGUGCCAAUUGUCCCGAGAACUAAACCAACAACAACGGGUCUCAGUACUUCACACUCCCACCUCUUACUAAGUUUGCAAGAUAGUGUAUCUGACUGUGAUGGUAUAAUCACAAUCUCUUCUUCCACAUCAGAGAACAGUUUCAAUGGUGGAGAUAUAGUCUGAUGAAAAAAUCUUGGCUUGGACUAAGCCAUUUUUAAUUAUUGAUUCAUAGUGUAAAUAGAGAGAGAGUAUCAUAUAUGUAUUCAUUUGUUCAUGUAUGUAAAGUAAAUGACAAUAAAAUGCAAUUAAGAACCUUGAGAAAGAAAUUUUGGAGUUAACGCAAUUCUGCCUCUGGAACUCAUAAAUCAUGGCAGAGUGUUGGUGUACACAUUUUGGCACAAAUUUAUUCAAGUGGAUCAUCUGAUGCUGCAGAGCAAUGCAAGGAUGUUACAGGCAAUUUGGGGAGGGUUAUGGAACUUUUGCAUAGAUAAUUUGUUCUAGUACUAAUGGAUGGCCACUUGUAUAAGAUGGCAACCUUCUGGUAUGCAGCCAAUUGCUACUCUUACUCUGCUGGCCAUCACAUUGACCUUUCUAGCAUGGUGGAUUUCUCAAUUCAGAGUUGCUAAAACUUUGAUGAGGAAAUGGAGUUGAAUGAGCAAAUCGAUUUUUGAAGGCGUUAUCUCAGGAAGAAAAUCCAGCUCGUGGAGCACCUUGGUGAUGUUGAUAACAAGACGAUCUGCAAAGGUACACGGAAAGUCCUCCCUGAUCACAACACGGAAAACUGUCACGUGCUGUGCAUCUGCCGACAUGGCUGGCACCAUCCAACCGAAGCGCCUCAGCAUGUCAGAGAUUUGGAAUUCAUUAAAUCCGCCGUGGUCCCUCAAAGUGAAGGCGACUAAUGGUACACCAUCAUCUUUGGAUACAAUGUCAAACUGACCCGUUUUCUCUAGUCCCUCCUUAAGUACCAUCAUGUUGUCUCUGCAGUUUUCAUUCACAUUUCUAUAUCCCUCCUACAAACCCAAUUAACACAAAUUAUCAGUUACAUAUAGCAUCAAGUUUCGGAUAAAUGUUAAUGUAGGUAGAAUCAUGUAACUAUAAAAGCAUGGUUUGGUGAUUUAAAGUUCUGACAUGGAUCAUCUGCAAUCUCUUUAGCCACACCUCAUUCGUUGGAUUAAUCUAAUGAACGAGAUAUAAUAUUCUCAUCCGUUAAAUUAAUCUAAGGAUUUAGGUGCGGCUAGAGACCAUAGAAGAUUCAAGUCCAUAAAGUUUCAUCUUGCCGUGUCAAGACGAUCCAAGAAGGGUUGGACCCAUUGUGAGUGUCAUGUAAAUAGUCUUAAAUUUGACUUAUGAGAGAUUGAUUCAAGGAUUCCAACUUGUAACUUCUUAAUUGAUCAUAUUGACUACAAUCCAAUGGUUAUGCCAAAGCUCUUCUUCAAUCA
Messenger RNA from Cicer arietinum (chickpea), 3553 nucleotides. Its product is annotated as L-type lectin-domain containing receptor kinase VIII.1. The record is from RefSeq and is a predicted model, not a curated record. Gene Ontology annotation, molecular function: protein kinase activity; carbohydrate binding; ATP binding. NCBI's taxonomy places the organism in Eukaryota, Viridiplantae, Streptophyta, Magnoliopsida, Fabales, Fabaceae. Gene Ontology annotation, biological process: protein phosphorylation.